Messenger RNA from Triticum aestivum (bread wheat), 2598 nucleotides. RefSeq names its product zinc finger MYM-type protein 1-like. The record is from RefSeq and is a predicted model, not a curated record. The transcript has 2 exons. Bases 961 to 2598 code for a protein of 545 amino acids. Lineage: Eukaryota; Viridiplantae; Streptophyta; Magnoliopsida; Poales; Poaceae.
UUAAUUCAUGAACUAAUUUAUGUCCUUGUUUAUUUUUUUUAUAGAAAUGAAGAGAAAGAGGACUCUGCAUAGUUGGUUUGCAAGUAGUUCAAAUACACUUCCUAUUGUUCCUGAAUCCAAUGUUGCCCCAAUUAAUGUUAUUGUUCAGCCUACCCUCAUAGAGAUCAUAAUCCCCAAUGAUCCAACAAAUGGGAGCACUAAUCCCUCGGUUGAUGAGAGCACCAAUCCCACUUCAAAUGAGAGAACCAAUCCCCCAACCGAUGAGAGCACAAACCAACCAGCACCACCAACACAAUAUAUAUUAGAAUUUCAUCCAAGUCAGAUUUUUGGUGAUCCGGCGGAUCGAAUACCAAUAGAAGAUUAUGCCCCUGAAAUUCGAAGUGAAGUGAGAAGAGCUUAUUUGUUGAAAGAGCGAAACAAAGCAAGUGGGCAUAAAUUUGAAGUCACAUUGGACGGUAAAAUUUGGAGAUCUUUUCAACCACAAUGGCUAGAUAGGUUUGAUUGGUUGGAAUAUAGUGUCGCAAAGGAGGCUGCCUUUUGCUUCCCUUGUUUUCUUUUCAAGAAACCAUCACAGGCUGCUACAUUUGGAAAUGAUGUAUUUACCAUAGAUGGUUACAAAUGCUGGAAAACAGCUUUGGCAAGUUUUCAAAAACAUGUUGGUGGUCCAUCUAGUUACCACAACAUUGCUAGAGGCUUGUGUGAUGAUUUCAAGAAUCAAAGGGCCAAUGUGGCUACCAAAUUUCGAGCACAUACUAAAGAAUCUGAAAUAAAAUAUAAAAUCCGUUUGACCGCAUCAUUAGAUUGUGCAAGGUAUCUCAUAGCUCAAGGGGAAGCUUUUCGUGGACAUGAUGAGUCCUCCGAUUCCGUAAACAAAGGCAAUUCAGGCAGUUCUUGGAUUGGUACAAAGACAAGAACAAAGAUGUGAAAGAUGCAUUUGACAAUGGGCAAGGUAAUGCACUUAUGAUAUGUUCACAUAUUCAAAAGGACCUUGCUACAUGUUGUGCUUUGGAGGUAACCAAAGUCAUCAAGAAUGAGCUUGGAGAUAAGAAUUUUGCGAUACUUGUUGAUGAGGCUAGAGAUUGCUCAAUAAAGGAGCAAAUGGCAAUAAUUUUGAGAUUUUUGGAUGAUAAUGGGGAGCUUCAGGAGAGAUUUCUUGCUAUUAAGCACAUCACAGAUUGCACAUCUGCCGGAAUUAAAGAAGCAUUGUUUCAUGUCUUAAAGUACCAUGGCUUGUCUAUUAAUAGGCUACGUGGACAGGGUUAUGAUGGGGCUUCAAACAUGAGAGGAGAAUUCAAUGGUUUGCAAAAGCUAAUUCAUGAUGAGAGUCCAUAUGCUUUCUAUGUUCACUGUUUUGCCCAUCAGUUGCAACUAGUGGUUGUCACAGUGGCUCAAUGUUGUCCGGUUAUUGCUGAUAUUUUCAACUUUCUUCCCUUGAUAGUGACUCAGGUGGGUUCAUCCUGCAAAAGAAAAGAUGCAUUGCUUGCAAAGCAUCAAGAUGACUUGAUAGAGAUGAUGGAGAAUGGUAAGAUAUCAUCUGAAACUGGUUUACAUCAAGAAACUAACCUAGCUAGACCAGGAGUUACUCGUUGGGGCUCACAUCUUAGAACCUUGCUUCGUGUUUACACAAUGUGGAAUGCAGUGGUGGAUGUGCUUGCAAUUGUGAUUGAGGAUGCCCGGGAACACACUUCUCAAGGUGGAGCUUUAGGUUUGUUGGUACAGAUGGAAUGCUUCCAAUUUGUGUUCAUCAUGAUAUUCUUAAUAAACUUGUUGAACAUCACAAAUAUGCUAUCACAAGCUUUGCAAAGGAAGAAUCAAGAUGUUGUUGAAGCCAUGCAAUUGAUCUUGGAUGUGAAAGAAGCUUUGCAAACUAUGAGGGACAAUGGGUAUGAGCCAUUAUGUGAGCAAGCAAAAAACUUUUGUGAGGAACAUGGCAUUGACGUGCCAAAUAUGGAUGAUCUUGUUGGAGCUAUGGGGCAAUCUGCUCGAAGCAAGAAUAAGGUGACUCGAGAUCAUUAUUUCAGGGUGAGCAUAUUCAAUGUUGCGAUUGAUGCAACUCUCACUGAGAUGAACCACCGAUUCAAUGAAGUUAACACCGAGUUAGUGGAUUGCAUGUCUUGUCUUAAUCCAGCUAACAACUUCUCAAAGUUUAAUGAUGAGAAACUUAUUCGGCUUGCUGAAAUUUAUGUUGAAGAUUUUACACAAGCUGAACGGCUGUUGCUAAGAUACGAGCUUCCAACAUUCCUUACAAAUAUUAGGAGAAGUGAGGAAUUUAAUGGAUGUCCGGAUAUUUCUACUCUUGCUCAUUUGAUGAUCCAAACAAUGAAACAUAGAACUUUCCAAUUGGUAUAUCGCCUUAUCGAGUUGACAUUGAUUCUUCCAGUGGCAACUUCGUUGGUUGAGCGAAUAUUUUCAGCAAUGAAGGUCAUCAAAACCGAUUUGCACAAUAAGAUAUCAGAUGAUUGGCUCAAUGAUUUAAUGGUAUGCUACUGUGAGAAAAGGAGAUUUAAAAGUAUUCCAGAUGAUCAAAUUAUGAUACGAUUUCAGAAAAAGAAAAACCGCAAAGGACAUUUGCCUCCUGAGUAUGAUGUUAUUUCUUAG